AUGGCAGAGAUACAGAAGAAGCUGCAAGAACUGUCCGAUGAGUUCCAGAAGCUACAGGGCGAGCUCUCGACCGUUGUUGAGGCACGCGAGAAGCUCGAGGCGCAGCAGCAGGAGAAUACGACUGUGAAGAAGGUGCGAUCUGGCUGUAGAACAGAAUUCGAUCUUCUCGCCGACGAUGCAAACAUUUACAAGCAGAUCGGACCUGUGCUCCUGAAGCAGGAUAAGACUGAAGCCGUGAUGGCUGUAAACGGCCGUUUGGAAUUUAUCGAGAAGGAGAUAGGAAGAAUUGAGAAACAGAUCAAGGAUAUCCGGGACAAGAGCGAGAAGGUUAAGAUCGAGAUCAUCCGGAUUCAGACUGCAGCCCAACAAGCGCAGGCAGCUGCAUGA
This is a messenger RNA of Westerdykella ornata, 387 nucleotides long. RefSeq names its product Prefoldin beta-like protein. Gene Ontology annotation, cellular component: prefoldin complex; cytoplasm. The transcript has 5 exons. Bases 1 to 387 code for a protein of 128 amino acids. The record is from RefSeq and is a predicted model, not a curated record. Gene Ontology annotation, biological process: protein folding; chaperone-mediated protein complex assembly. Gene Ontology annotation, molecular function: protein-folding chaperone binding. Lineage: Eukaryota; Fungi; Ascomycota; Dothideomycetes; Pleosporales; Sporormiaceae.